Molecule: messenger RNA, 13703 nt
Organism: Podarcis lilfordi (Lilford's wall lizard)
Lineage: Eukaryota; Metazoa; Chordata; Lepidosauria; Squamata; Lacertidae
Source: the annotation of a GenBank genome assembly
AAAAAAAGUGAAAAGGGGGUCCGGCGGCAGUUCUCGCGAGACCUGUGGACCUAUAAAUGCAGGGAGGCGGGGAGGAGGCGGGCCCUUUUUCUCGCAGUGCGCGCUGGUGCUGCUGCGUUUGUCCAUCCGUCCGCCCGCCCCACAGGUGCCCUCCGUCCUGUUCCGCCCCGUCCGCGCGGCUCCUGCGACUGACGUGACCUGAGGGGGGAGAAAAGGUGAUACCGACGACGACCGCGUUAGGUGGUGAGGGCGGCCAGCAGACAAGAUGGAGGACAGCAGCAUGGACAUGGACAACAUGGGCUCCCUCAGGCCGCAGACCUUCCUCUUCGGUAAAAGGGACUAGGCCGCCCGCGUGAGGGAAAGACGAGGCGGGGGGGGUAAUCCCCCCUACCCCUUUGGCGCAUGCGCACGUUCCCUUUCCCACGCGGCUUCUCCCCCCCGCCCUCGCCCCGCGUUUCGAACGUGCCUCGCGCGCUCCGCGUUCCCCCCUCGCCCGCUUUUCAUGGAGGGCGGGGCCGGGUCCAAGCGCCUGGAAGGAAGGAAGGAAGGUGGAGGGGGGGCUUCCCCACGUGGCUGGCGCUUCGGGGGGGGGAAUUAGGGGGCCCUCAGCCGCCCCCCGCCCUGCUGUGUGUUUGGAAAUGCGGCGGCUGCUUCCUUUGUCCUCCUUUCCCACCCCCUCCAACCUCCUCCCCGCUUAAAUGGACGCCGUCUCCGCCGCUUUGGCACCGGGCCCACCAGUUCCUGGCGACGCUCCCCUCCCCCUUCCUCUCACGUGGCUGGAGGAGGAGGAGGGGGGGAGUUGGGUGAGGGGCCUUUUGGCUCCAUGUCUCCCCCAUGCGCUUCGCCACGUGGCCGCGCUGGAAGUUUGGGGGGGGGGUCAGGUUCAAGAAGCAAAUGCGACUUACACGGCUUCAAAAAUAAAGCGGACCACACAAAUAGGGCAGGGAAAGAAAACACUACGAUUGUUAAUUAAUUUUUCUGGCCCCGAGACGCUUCCCCGUGGAAAUAACGCUUUACUCUCUGCGGCCGGUGCUUUUUCGAGUUGACACAGGUCAUUUCAUGUCAGACCUAUAGGCCUGCUGUGGGGGGGGGGGGGAGAAAAAGCGCAGAGAGCUGCUGCAGAGGCUGGUAUUGCAGUGUGGUACCAGCGGGGAGGGGAGAAAGAAUGGCCUCGGAUGGCCAUGUGCUUCAGUAGGCGGAGCGUGAUAGCACCUUGCAAGAUGAGGAGGAACCAUGUAAUCGCAAGAUGGCAACUGUUCUUUGUAACCUGCAGGCAUAUAAGUAGAAUCGUGCGCCGUGAAAAACUAAUUGGUGCUCUAGAACGGCAUGGCGUUUGUGUGCUUUUAACAAGAGGUGUAAGUGGAAGAUCAGUGCUUAUAAAGCUUUCCCCUGUAUGUUUAAAUGGUACUCAGGAUUUUUUUCUCUAUUGGAUCUGAUCCCAACUUGUGACUGAUUGGAUCUGAUCCCAACUUGUGACAGCUAUGAACACUGUAAACUUCCAAGGGUUUUUUGUUUUUUGUAGAUGUAGAAGUGAAGCAGAUCUGUUCGGAUUUGCAUGUGGGUUAAACAAGGACACACAGACUGCAGUCUUUUUUGGGAGUAAGGCCCGUUCAGUGGGCGUUUUUUUUUUUAGUAGAAGUGUAAAAGAUUGCAUAUUACAUUUUCUCUGUUAGGUCUGUAAAGGGAGCUAAAUAUUCAAACUAUUUAAUAGCAAACACAUUGCUGCUUUUGCAGGUUGUGAACUAAAGGCAGACAAGGAGUAUCAUUUCAAGGUGAAUGAUGAAGAAAAUGAUCAUCAGCUCUCUUUAAGAACGGUAAGUGCUGAUUCUUGGAAAAUACUGAAGAACUACUGGAACAAGUGCUGCAAAAUAAUUGCAGGCUGUACUGAUGCAAAACAUUGUGGCAAUUGCACCUGAAAAGUUCACUGAUGUGGCCAGAAUGGGUAUUUGAUGCAGCUAUCUAUAUAUUGGCUUGAUAUGUAUUGGUACCACUAUGCUGUGGUCACACUUUCUGUGGCUUCACCUGAGGCUACCAUGGAAGACCUGUUAAAAUACCACUGCAUGAAAUAUAGAAGGUGGCUUAAAUUAUCAUUCCUCUUCCAAAGACUGGCUUUCCUGAGGACCCCACCACCAUUCACUUAAUAUGACAAUUGUCAAAACUGGGGUGUUCUUGAGCAUCUUGAUUAAAUUUGAAGUAACGAGUACACCUUUACGUUAUGGCACCAACUGAGAAUAAAGUAAGCUGGUCUGGUAUACCAUUCUUUGUGUUGGGUAGCUGUAGCACUAAGGCUGUAAGCCUCAGCUGUUUUCCUUGUCAAACACUGUACCUUGUUCUACAGGUUAGCUUAGGGGCUGGUGCUAAAGAUGAGUUGCAUGUUGUUGAAGCAGAAGCAUUGGACUACGAAGGCAAGCAGAUUACUGUCACUCUGGCAUCCUUGAAGAUGUCAGUGCAGCCUACGGUAAGUUUUUCGCUUAUCUAUUAAAAUUGGUGGGAUGAAAUCUAAAUACAGUGGUACCUCAGUUUACAUACGCUUCAGGUUACAUAACACUUCAGGUUACAGACUCCGCUAACCCAGAAAUAGUGCUUCAAGUUAAGAACUUUGCUUCAGGAUGAGAACAGAAAUCGUUCUCCGGCGGUGUGGCAGCAGCAGGAGGCCCCAUUAGCUAAAGUGGUGCUUCAGGUUAAGAAUAGUUUCAGUUUAAGAACGGAUCUCCAGAACGAAUUAAGUACUUAACCCGAGGUACCACUGUACUAUAUAACGAUAGUCCCUUACACAUUUUUUCUAGUUGUAUUCUCACAGGAUUUUGAUUGUACAGCAGCUACGUAGUUGAAAACUAAAGUGGACACUUAAGAGCUCUUCAUGCCUGUGCUGAAGGAAGGUUGAACAUGUGACCUUGGCUCUUACCUGUGGUUUAGUGUUGCAUCUUAAUUUGGUCAGCAAGUUUACUGGGUUACAUGACUUAGCUUUCGUCUUUUUAUUUUGUGUAGCGAUGUCGGCUUAUUGGACAUUUUUAUGGUAAUCUAAAUUUAUUUCAGUGUUUGACAUCUAGGAAGCAAAAACAAGAGAAAGACACUGUUAAAAACAGUCCCCCCCCCCAAUAGAAUUUAUUUGUUUAGGGAAUAAUUAAUUAAAGCACCGUUAAUGUUGUGUAAAUGUUGGAUGACAUUCAGUAUCACAUGAGCAGACAUCUCCUUCCUCUUCUUUCCAUGGUAAGUGGGUCUCCCAACCCUUUAGAAUGGAUUUGGGGGUGGGGAAACCUCUGUCAACUCUGAUCUGCAGUUAUGGUUGGAUUUUAUCCAUUACGUUUAAACAAAUGUGAAGCUUUACUCAACAUACUAAUGUGAGUAUGCCUAAAGGACUAUUAGAAUUUUGAAAUACCUGCCCAACCUUGCAGGUAACGUGUUCAUUUGUUAAAACUACUAAUUUUAUGAAACAAUGCAUUUCUGGAAGUGAAAAAUUUUCUAUUAUGGAAAAGCUUCAUCCUACAUUACUGAUUCUUUAAGUUACUUUGGGCUCUUUUAAAAAGCAGCCUAAGAGAUCUGAAGGCAGCCCUGUAUUGGGAAAUUUCAAAUGUCUGAUAUUUUACAGUUUUUUAUAUAUGCUGUAAGCCGCUCAGAGUGGCUGGGGAAAUCCAGCCAGAUGGGCAGGUUUUGAAUAAUAGUAGUAAUAAAUGCUCAAAGUGAAGUCAUUUUAAUUACGUAGAAUUAGAAACAGUACAUUUUUUUGUACCAUGAAACUUUUUAUUCCACUGUAACUGGCAGAAGCUACAUUAUAAACAUUGUGCUUUGUAGUUGCAAGUAGAAUUAUUUAAUGUUCUGAUCUGUUUGCAUGGGGAAUAGACAAAGGCUUAGCAGAUACAGCUAGCCUUGGUAGCCAAGCAUUUGUUUCUUGGCGCCAGCUGUGAAGUAGUCUUACCAUUGCAGCUUUUUUAAAAAGUGCUAUCAUACAGUAGAUAGAUUCUUAUUUCUGCUGAGAUUCACAUUGUUUUAUCUGCAUUAAGUGGCUUAUGUUUUUAAAAUGACUUUGUAAUUGGAAUGUAUUGUACAGGAAUAGGGAUCCUUUUCCAGCCUAAUGGUAUUUAUUUUACUUAAAGCAUUUAUAUACACCCUUUAGCCAAAAAGACACUCAGAGUGCCUUUCAUUAGUACUGUACUAAGAUGAUCCCUGACCCCAGGCUCAGUCUGUAAUGACAUGACGACACAGUUGGAAAAAGGAACAGAAGAAGGCAAGAGGGAAGGCAAGGAGGCACAGGUUUUUUGUUACAGUUCUUACAGUGCAGUUACAUAGGUCAGUUCAUGCAGAUUCUGGCUGCGUAGAGCAGCAGUAAGUCCUCACCGAUGUCAGUGGCAGUUGUGACUGUCUUGCUCUUAAGGGCAGCUCUCUCCAGAAGCACACUUCUCCCCAGAUCAGAUCUGUGAGCGGAGCUAGUGACAAGCGUCCGGCACAGGAGGACACGGCAGCUCCUGCCAUACGCUUCUUUUCUCAAACUGAUGUAUUGAUGGCUGUUAGAAUCCUCACAGGCAACCUUUUCCAUAUUAAUUAAUUAAAUUUGUGUGCCAGAGAUCUCAGGGUGGUUUAUAGGCGUGUGGACUGCAUGUCAGUUGCAGGUGGGCCCAGAGGCAAAAGGGAGCAGAGCAAAAGAUGUGGCUCCUCUCUCUACACAGCAGGCUGAACUGAAUUCAUGCAAGUGUCUGAGAUUUCUACCCCGCUCUUUGCCCGGGCAAGCAAGAACUUUAUUACAGUUCAAGGACACAUUGCAGCCUGGCGCUUGAGGGUGCAGAGCAAGGCCUUUCAGAGGAGUGGCUUUGGGAAGAGUGGGUGUUAUUUGGGGAGAGCACCAUAAGCUAGCUAAGAGAGGCUUUAUGGGACACAUCUGGCCUCCUGGCCUGAGGUUUUCCAUGUCUAUCAUGUUUUUAUGGUCUGUAAGCUGCCUUAAGUGGGCUUUGCCCCCCCCCCCCGAGCUAUUACCUUUGUAAAUAAAAACAGAUAUGCAUUUCUAAAAACAGAUAAAAUCGACAAAGUUACAUACCGUAUUUUUCGCUCUAUAAGACGCACCAGACCACAAGACGCACCUAGUUUUUGGAGGAGGAAAACAAGAAAAAAAAUAUUCUGAAUCUCAGAAGCCAGAACAGCAAGAGGGAUCGCUGCACAGUGAAAUCAGCAAUCCCUCUUGCUGUUCUGGCUUCUGUGAUAGCUGCGCAGCCUGCAUUUGCUCCAUAAGACGCACACACAUUUCCCCUUACUUUUUAGGAGGGAAAAAGUGAGUCUUAUAGAGCAAAAAAUACAGUAAUUCAGGCUUUCAUUAGGUUGAUAAACACAUGAAAUGCCUUUACUGUGAUUCGUUAUACAACCUUUGGCAUUAUUUUUCUCUCAAUUUGUUAAAUAAUAUUCCCUCAUUUAGGUUUUUGUACAUUAGUUGUUUUGGCAGAAACCUUGUGAAUAACGGGUUUUGGCUAGUCAGAUGUCUGUUGCAAUUUUCUGUCUUACUCAGUUUUGAAUCACCCAUUUUUCAAGAAGUCCUGUAACACUUCAAAGGCUAAAGUAGCUUGGCUGAAACUGCUCCAUUAAAUGCAUAGGUUCAACUAAGAAAGGGCUUUCAGCCAGCUGAAAAAUGUUUAGCUUUUAUAAAGUUCUAUCAUUUUAAAUACUAGUUUGGACUCUACCAAAUAAAAUGGGAAAGAGGUUCUGCUUUUACUUCAUGCAGAACCCUAGACCACUUUUGCCUGUUUGAGUAGAGAUGUAUGAUAAUCCAAUGCCUUUUCUAGACCUGUUGGGAAUUGUGAGUUAUGUAGCUUUGGCAAUACUGUCUAUAUGAUGCAAAUAUUUCAACUAUGCUUUGUACGUUUUCCCCCUUCAGGUUUCAUUAGGUGGCUUUGAAAUCACACCACCAGUUAUUCUGAGGUUGAAGAGUGGCUCAGGACCAGUUUAUGUCAGUGGUCAACAUCUCGUAGGUAAGAAAGUGACCUCUCUUCUCUGUUUCACUUAAUUUCUGUCUGAACACAUAAAUUUGGUAAAGUGAAUGCAUCUCUUAUGGCCUGCCAUAAUGUUGAAAAGUUGUGUGUAGCCUUACUUGACUUGUUCCAUAUUUUCAGCUUUAGAAGAAGAACCAGAAUCUUCUGAAGAUGAAGAUGAUGAUGAUAAGGUACUACACAACACAGCAAAAAGGCCUGCAGGUGUGACAUUGGGUAAAGUUCCACAGGUAAGCUGAUGGGGGGGGGGAGAAAUGGCUGCUUUGGAAUUGAUAGUGUCUAUAGGAAUGGGUUUCCUCACACAAGCACCUGUGUUCUAGCUUGUAUGGUUGGCAAGAGAAGUUUUGCAUAGGUCCUCUGUGAAUCUAGACUUAGGAGUAAAAUAAAACCAAAUUUUGUCUAUAAAUUAGAGGAAGCCUUAUCAUGUGGUGUGUGUAAAAAAGACCAAAAGACUUUAUUUUAAAUUGGUUGCCACCCUUUUUGGAUCGGUGGGUACAUUUCAAUUUUAAAGGGAGUGCUGUUGUGCCCUAGGAAGGAAGAAUAUAGAACUGAAAGAGGAAGUAAGGCAUAUCGUCACUUCCAGCUUCCUUUUUCAGCUCUACUUUUCAAGGAAGAAAAAGGUAAUCAUCCUCACAAUUCCAUAACUAAAGGGAUAGUCAGUGGAGGAAACUUAGAGGCCUUCUAGGUGCCAGCGAAGACUUCAGUGGUGAAUCCUACAUUAGCAGGUCUAAACUUAGAAUCAAAACAUUGGGCAUAUUUGUAAUCCCUUCCAUACGUUCUUUCUUUAAAAGAAAAAAGUAAAGCUGACAGAGGAUGACGACGAUGAUGAAGACGACGAAGAUGAUGAUGAUGAGUAAGUUACCUUUUGGAAUAUGUUCAGUGUUUUUAACAAUUUGCCAAUAAAUGUCAGCUUCGCACCCAGAAAAAUUGUCUUUUUCAAAAGUAGUUAUUUAGAUUGAUCGGUUUGUUUUAUUUAUGAAUAUUUGUGAGGAUACAUGUGCCUUGUUAAAAUGUUGCCAUUAAUAGCAAAAUUUCAGUUUUUGCUAGUGAAAAGACAAGCAGCAUUUUUUUUUUUUACUUUAUUUAGUUGGAUUUCCUACCCUGCUUUAAAUUCAGAAAGGAUCUCCAGAGCACCUUAAAAAGAACAGAAUUAAAUUAGGAAUGCUUAUACAUGCUCUGAAAUUGGCAUUGCUCUGAGUUAGUGUGUCGCCCCCCAACCCAGUUCACAUUAAGUUGUAGUUUCCACUUCUGUUUAUCUCUUACUGGUAUAAUACAAGUUGGAUGUGGGCCUUCAAAGAUUCUUAAAUCUUUUGGGUGUUGAUACUAAUUGGAAUUUUUAAUUGUAGUGACGAUGACGACAUGGAUGAUGAUGAGGAGGAAGAGAAGACUCCAGCAAAAAAAGUGAGUAAUUAUGUACAAUUCAGAAAUGACUUCACAAUGUAUAACUUUGUACUUACAGAAGGGAUUAUUAACAUUUCUAUAGGUUGUUUGUUUAUGCUAUUGGAAUGAUGUGGUUGAAUAUAAAGGUGAGCAUGUCAAGUGUAAGUAUUGUAUCCCAACCCUCAUAGCAAAGAAAACAUUUUCCAGUAUCUUGUCUCACAAUUUGGUGACAACAGUUGCUGAAAAAGAACUGAGCUAUUUUUGACAGAAUGAUUUCUAUCCCACUGAAAUGAUCAAGGUGAUUUAAAAACAUUAAAACAAUUAUUUUGUGAGUUCCUGUCUGCCAUGUUGGUGCAAAUAGUGCGAAAAUUGCUAUUUGCUACUGAUUACAUGUCAAAACCUCCUUAUACCCUAUCACCAAUUCAGAAGGGGGUUUCUUUUUAGUUGACUUGGUUUGUGUUGAUGCUACCUUUGUUGAGCUCAUGCUCUAGUAAUCUAGUUGUAAAAUUCACAUAUUUCGAAUGCACAGAAGAAUGCUUUCAAUCAAGCACGGGUUUAAAUCAGUCUCUGAGAGUUAAUAAUUACUAGCUGGUUCAUAUGCAAACAUUGCCUGCCCCUGUCUUAAGACUGGUACUGUCCAAUACCCUUGUACGGUCUCAAAAUUCUGGUUCUGAAACAUUUUUUUAGUCCUCUGUGAUUCAGCUCUGUGUCUUGGUGCUUCAAAGCAACAACAGUUGCAUUCCCAAAUUAAAAAGCAAACAUGUCUGAUAAGCGCUGUUGGCUUGUCAGUGUUUGAAGGGAUUGGGCUCUGAACUGGCCUAAUCUUGAAAGGAAGCUUCUGAGUGAGGAAACUGAGGCUCCCUCCCUCUAUUGCACAGUCCAGGAUCAAGUGCUAUUUGGCUCUUCCUCUCCUAGAACUGUCAAUGUGGUAUCCAUAGUUCCUGAAUCUUUUUUCUUCUUCUUCUUCCCAUCACCUUUUGUUUUCAUUAAUCAGCAAACGGUUGUUUAAGCACAUUGGCAGGAGUAAGUUGCGGCACUCCAUUGACUCCUUUUCAAGGCCUGGGCUAGACUGGGAAGUUGACCAGCCUUGACUCAGUGAAUCUGUGCUUAUACCUUUUGAGUUGAGAGCUUUGGGAUUAGGAGAGAGAGUGAAUGUCUCCCCUGUCAUAGCACUUCCUGUUCUGUUCCCUUGGCCUGGGCUGUAAGUAAAAUCUACUUGUCUAAGUGGGGACAGAAGAUUCCCUUCCAGAGGGAAAUGUAGCUUUUGUUUUGGAUAGAUAGGUGGAAAUAGGAAGGUGCUUUUAAAAUAAAUGAUUUUUAAGUAAAAGUAAAAUUUUAGUAUGGAACAACUGCAGUAAAUUGACUUAGAUUAUGUAAAGCUAUCAGCCGGGAUAGUAUUUUCUUUUCACAUUCAAGUAAUAAGAUCUUAUUCUUUGGAGAAGUAAAAUGAUAAAAAUCCCCUACUUUUAUGUUACUUUACAGACAUGGGGCACUAGGUGGCACUGUGGCUUAAAGAUUCAGUUGGAUUAGAGAUUUUUCAGUUGUAGCUUUCACUUUCCAUUAACAAUUCCUUUAUCUGAGUUCAUUACAUGUCUGUAUAACUGUAUAACAUGUCUGUGAACAAGAGUUGGGGAUUUUGUUAAUAUUUUUAAAAGAUAGGAUUUGUGAUUUUGUGUGUUAUGAGAUUUAGAACCAUUAAGGCUAUGAAAAUCAAUUUAACUUGCAUUACUAGGAAUCUUAAUUUAAAAUUGUGAAUCAAGGUAAAAAUGAAUUAUGGGUACUAAGUUUUAAUCAAGUAUAACAUUAUUGGUUAAAUACAAGUUAGUAGAGUCUAAGAUUGUAGUUACUUUGUUUGUACCAGUUGCCAAUUUUUACUUGUGUUUGUAGUGUGUUACUAAUUAAGUUUGUAAUGCAUUCAUGUUUCUUUCAGAAAAAAUAAGAUGAUCUCCAACUAAGUUGUGUUUAGUAGGCCCACUGAAAUGAAUGGACUUAAGUAAUAAGUCAGUUGAUUUAAAAAGGUCUGUAGCACUGCAAGGUGUAAUGUCAACCAAAAGCUUUACUUUUCUAGGUUAUUACCACAACAGUUAUUAUUAACACGGGGCUUCAGUAAAGCAAAUAAUUUAAUUAGACAGUGCCUAUAUGAUAUCGAGCUACAGAAUAAUCUGGUCAUGAGGAAUUUUUGUCCAUGGUAUGAUUAUUUUCCAUCUAGUCAUUUUGACACCCUAUUUGCAAAUGUGGUAUUUGGCUAGUAGAGAAUGGAAUCUUUUGGCAGAUUCACAUAAAGUGGAGCGCUGAUAGAUUCUUACAUUUAUUCCUAUUUUAGCCUGCCCGAGAUUCUUCUGCAAAGAACACACCAAAAUCAAACCAGAAUGGGAAAGAUUCCAAGCUGGGAACACCCAAGUCAAAAGUAGGUAUAAAUUCCUUAAUACACCGGUAUUCAUCAUUUGCCUGCAAAUUUGUAAAAUAAUUGGGAAUUAUUUGAACAUCUGUUCACUACAAACUUAUGGAAGUUAGCUGUGGAAUUUCAAUACCUGAUUUAAAAAAGCUCUCACAUGUAACAGGAGACAAAAACUAGAAUUCACAUUAAUGUAGUUGAUGAAAUGACCAUGUUUUUAGAAGGACUGUAUAUCUGGACUUCUUGUACAAGCUAGACAGUUGUGGUUGUACACCUUGACACCUUUUACCCCUGUCUAGCGGAUGCAACAUUAUAUUGGCACAAGGGCAUUUGCUACUUGGUUGUACACACCGUUUGCCUUACGCAGCAGAAAAUAAAUUGGUGUUAAUAAUCUGAAUCUGAAACCAAAGCAUAUAGUAUAAACACAAGGCAUUGGGCACAAUGACCAGAUAGUAAAUACUAUGUUGUCAUAUUGUUGAGAAAUGUAAUUAAGUUGCUCUGUUUUAGACUCCGGAGUCUCAUAAAGAGAAGAAACCACAGAGUCCAAAAACACCAAAAACCUUCACCGUAGAUGAGAUGAAAGCAAAAAUGCAGGCAAGCGUACAAAAGGUAAGUUUACUGGCUACCUGGCUAGUAGAGAUUGCCUUACUGAAAAUUUUAAUUGCUGCUGAGCUCAUAGUGGCAAGGAAGAUGUAAAUCCUUUGUUCAGGUACUGAAUGUAAAAUUUUUGAUAUGCUUGAAUUUUAAUAUAAGUGGUGCAGAAGCCCUUUAUAUGGACUGCUUGGUGAAUGUACCAAAAUCUAAUAGAUAUAAAAUUGCAGGAAACUUGACGGUCUGUUUUAUAAGAAAAAAAAUGAGUUCUUGGGGGAAAUAGCAAUAUGAAAUACUUUUCAAAACUAACCUUCUGUUCUAAGAACAUAGAUGUUUAAUUAGUCAACACGCACACAGUUAUACCAUUGAGUAUAUUUAUUAAAAUGUUUAAAGGGUGAGACCCAACAUAAUAUAUGAGGGAAACUGCUUGUUUCUCCUUCCCAUUGUAUGCCUUCAAAAUCUGAUCCAGUGGGUUUGGGUUUCUGUCAAGCACAUGGGGGGAACUUCGGGGGGAAGGGAGGCAAGUAAAACGCAAAAUACCAUUGUACAAGUGGAUUUCUGUUGUACAAGCAGGCAGACUUCAUUGGAUAUUGCCCUGCGUGGCUUUGUUUCGGUCGUACAAUUAUUGCAAAGGUACCAAUGAUAUAGGGGACGUGGGUGGCGCUGUGGGUUAAACCAAAGAGCCUAGGACUUGCCUAUCAGAAGGUUGGCGGUUCGAGUUCCCGCGAUGGGGUGAGCUCCCGUUGAUCGGUUCCUGCUCCUGUCAACCUAGCAGUUCGAAAGCACGCCAAAGUGCAAGUAGAUAAAUAGGUAUUGCUCCGGGGGAAGGUAAACGGCGUUUCCGUGCACUGCUCUGGUUUGCCAGAAGCUGCUUAGUCAUGCUGGCCACGUGUACGCCGGCUCCCUCGGCCAAUAGAGCGAGAUGAGUGCCGCAACCCCAGAGUUGGCCAUGACUCUACCUAAUGGUCAGGGGUCCCUUUAUCUUUACCAGUGAUAUAAACAGACUACAGAGUGCUGCACACAAAGUGUAUCUGUUUACCAGUUGGAUAAAUUGAUGUGUGCUGGCGAGGAGGUGGUGAAGUUGAAUACUGAAACUGUCAGCAUUGCAAAUAAAUGAAGGAAGGUUUUAUUAUCUGGACUUAAAUAUCACAAAGACCUCAGCAUUAAGCGGAAAUAAACAUGCCUUGCAGAAAAAGCUCAAAAAAAUAGUUUCUAUAAUGCAUUUUAGUGGUAAAUAACUACGCUAAUCUGUUGCAUGUUAUCAUUAUACUCAAGCUAUAUACAGUCCUGCCCGGUUGAAUACUGGGAACUGCUUGAGUAAAUAUGUACAGGCUGAAAAUACCAUAGUUGCUGUAGGUGCAAGAUUAACAGUCCUGAACUUGCAUGUUGCAGUCAUGUCAGUAAAUACAAACUUAAUUUUGCAACUUGGGUUUGUUUGUGAGAAAUCCACAUAUUCUGAUUCCGAACUUUUGAGUUUUGUGUUCUUCAGAAGCUUUGUUUCAUUAAGCUUCUCACUACUUCAUGUUAAUCCCCUUGAUUGUAUCUGUACUUCUACAUAUACAGUUAUUUCAUUUCAUGCAAAAAGAUGGAGGAAUCUAAGGCACGUGAAAAGCAACAGGAUUCAGGCGAGUUGCUUGUUUCAUUGUGCAGCCAAAUGCUAUAAUCACAAGCACCACUACCCCAAUUUCUGAUUUUUCCACCCCAACUGGGCAAAAAAAAAUGCUGAGGAAAAAAUUUCUCCCCUAGGCACUCAGAUCUUACAUUUCCCCUAUUCCUGCAAUCUCACUAGAACAAAUGUUGUCCAGUGAACAGGAAUUGGCAUGCUUUGUCUCUGAUAGUAGCAAAGGUCCUCCAGAAUGUUGCAUGUGAAUCAGAUUAUCUUAAAAUUUGUGUAGUAAUUUAUUUCCAUGUACCACACAGGCUAAAAGUCUUUCAGCUCCUUGUGUCAAUCUUACGUUUCACUGUUAUUUUUUUUUUUGCAAUAGGGAACUAGUUUGCCUAAGGUGGAGGCCAAGUUUGUGAAUUACAUUAAGAAUUGUUUCAGGACAGAGGACCAGAAGGUAAUGGAAUCAAUCAGGUCUUGAUAAAAUCGCUAGAAUAAAUUGUUGCCCCCUUUCCCAAUCACUUUCCACACAUUUUAGAGCUUCAGCUACAAGCAGUACUUGGACUAGAUAAAUGGAAGCUGUUUGUGGGAAAGGAAACAUUUUUCUCCAUUUUGAUGGCCGGUGUCUCUUCACUUUUAAACCCACAGGAUUCUCCAGCCCCAUUUUGACCAAGUAAAAUGGUGUUGUGGUUUUCUACUGCUGAAUUUGGCUAGCCUUCCCUUCAGUUUCCUUUUUGCAGGGAAGAACUACUGCGCUAGAACCUUUGGCAGUCUUGAUGCUUUCCUUUCCCAAAGUCAACCAAAUUACUGUGUGACAGCAUGCCAGGAGGCGGUGGUGCUGGUAUCAGGAAGCAAGCUGUAUUGGGUUAGACCUGUAAAUCUUAAAUUUCACUAUCAAAAUUCCUUAAACAAAAUUGUUAUGCUUUUCUGCUUUCCCCCCAAACACUUCAAAGCUGUCGGGAGGGAGAGGGUGGUGGAAAUUGUGGCCCGUUGAAGGGAGAAUGUUUGAAAGCAGCUAGUUCAGCUACUGAAGUGGAUUUGGACAUAAGGCAGGGCAGGCAGAGUUCAGACAGUAUUUGCCUAGCUGAGACACACCCUUCCUUUUGCUUUCCUUUACUAUGCUUUAUAGGGUGUGAGCAGUCUUAAAAGGCAAAAUAUAUUGGGUAAUUUUAAUCUUGGUGUACUGAGUGGUGUACUUGGUAAGCAUUUUUUUUAUAAAAUUAGCACAGACUUGGAUUUCAUAUACACUUGUCCUGCUAACUGUACCUAGAUGAAAGAAACUUUUAAGUGGAAAAUUCCAUGCCCAUAAAUACUUUAUGCAGAUCAUUUAUUGUUUUAAAUAGCUUUUCUGGUGCUUAAUGCAAUUUGUACUCUAAAGGAAGAUCAAGACGGAACUAACCUUUUUUAUUUUUGGUGUGUUUUAGGUUAUUCAAGCACUCUGGCAGUGGAGGCAGACUCUGUGAGCAAGAAGUUAACAAAUGACUCCUUUCAAAGUUUCAGUUCUGUGUGUAUAACCAUUAAUAUCUGGCUGUCCUUUUUAUAAAUGCUAAAGCUUUCCCUACAGAGUCUUGAUUAAUGUCGUCCAGAAUGUUUUGCCAAGAAUGUGUUGUCCAAAAUGCCUGUUCGGUUUUUAAGACCAGGACUCCACCCUUUUAAUUUCAAAUAUGUAUGGAAUGUUUUGAUAAUGCAUAGUAGUGGUGGUCAAAAAUGGAAAUGGGGAAACUUAAAUGUAAAUGUGAAAAUAAAGUUUAGUAUUUUAAGUAGC